This is a messenger RNA of Pichia membranifaciens NRRL Y-2026, 487 nucleotides long. RefSeq lists its product as hypothetical. The record is from RefSeq and is a predicted model, not a curated record. The transcript has a single exon. NCBI's taxonomy places the organism in Eukaryota, Fungi, Ascomycota, Pichiomycetes, Pichiales, Pichiaceae. Bases 75 to 236 code for a protein of 53 amino acids.
AACCUUCCCGCGCGGCUCUGGACCGAUCGUCCCAGUCCGCCCGAAAAACAGCUGUUGCUCGUUUUCCCGCCCCUAUGACGUGCCGGCCUCGGCCCGUGACCCCUCCCGUCACCGCCCCGGGCUUUCUCGAUCCGCUCCCGGGGCGGUGGCGUGGCGCCCGCGGACCGACGCAGGCCCAGGGCAAGAGCGGGAGGAUGUCUGCUGCAGCUGAAAAAGAGCCGGAAGGCUGCCUCUGAUGAUAGAAUCAAUGCUCAUGCUUUUAAUGUUGUUCUUCUUUCUAGGACUUGGUACAGGUGUUUGUUCCCUGCUAAGCUGCCAAUUGACCUCCUUCGCACAGAAGACACGCAAUUGCACACACGCACACACGCACACACAGCAGAACAUACCAUGCCUUUAGAUUUCCUCUCAAGAAAAGCCGGUGUCAUCACGGGCGAAGACGUCAGAAAGUUGUUUGAGUACGCACACAAGCAGGGCUUCGCCAUCCCAG